This is a messenger RNA of Cloeon dipterum, 875 nucleotides long. It is a transcript of the gene Rpb7, whose product is annotated as DNA-directed RNA polymerase II subunit Rpb7. Lineage: Eukaryota; Metazoa; Arthropoda; Insecta; Ephemeroptera; Baetidae. The transcript has 6 exons. Gene Ontology annotation, molecular function: single-stranded RNA binding; single-stranded DNA binding; translation initiation factor binding. Bases 149 to 670 code for a protein of 173 amino acids. Gene Ontology annotation, biological process: transcription initiation at RNA polymerase II promoter; DNA-templated transcription; positive regulation of translational initiation. Gene Ontology annotation, cellular component: P-body; RNA polymerase II, core complex. The record is from RefSeq and is a predicted model, not a curated record.
UCCCCUCUUUGCUUCUGACGCUUGUUGUGAAAGGUGUUAGUUUAGUGUUUAUGCUGCAUUCAACAACGCAGUAGAUAGGUUAAGCGCUAAGCAUUUUUGUUUCUUUGGCGUGUUAGCGCAUUUCUGGCCAAUAUCUCCGUAAAACAAAAUGUUUUAUCACAUUUCGCUAGAACAUGAAAUCCUGCUGCAUCCCAAAUACUUUGGCCCACAGUUGAGUGAAACUGUCCGACAAAAACUAUACACAGAAAUCGAAGGAACUUGCACUGGAAAGCACGGCUUUGUGAUUGCCGUUACAACGAUUGACCACGUUGGAGCAGGGCUAAUUCAACCUGGACAAGGAUUUGUACUCUACCCUGUCAAAUUCCGAGCUAUUGUGUUUAGACCAUUCAAAGGUCAGGUUCUUGAUGCUGUUGUCACACAAGUAAACAAAGUUGGAAUUUUUGCUGACAUUGGACCACUGUCUUGCUUCAUUUCUCAUCACUCAAUUCCUGCAGACAUGGAAUUUUGUCCGAACGUUCAACCACCUUGCUACAAAUCCAAAGAUGAAGACAUAGUCAUUCACGCAGAUGACGAGAUUAGACUGAAAAUUGUCGGAACAAGAGUGGACGCAACUGGAAUUUUCGCCAUUGGAACUCUGAUGGACGAUUAUCUUGGACUGGUUUGCAGUUGAGAGUUAUUAUUAUGGUUGACACUACUACAUUUAAAUGUUUGCCUCUUCUUCCUAAACGAAUAAUCUGUUAAAUCACACUGAAGCUUUAUAUUUUUAAUGAGACCAGUAAAUCAAUCUCGAGGAGCUAAUAUUUAUCUCUACCCUACUAUUUUGAUGGCAAAAUAUUCCUUGUUUGAUAAUAAAUGAAAUUAUAAAGAAAAGUCAA